Messenger RNA from Corvus hawaiiensis (hawaiian crow), 2549 nucleotides. RefSeq names its product MAP/microtubule affinity-regulating kinase 4-like. Lineage: Eukaryota; Metazoa; Chordata; Aves; Passeriformes; Corvidae. The record is from RefSeq and is a predicted model, not a curated record. Gene Ontology annotation, molecular function: tau-protein kinase activity; ATP binding; protein serine/threonine kinase activity. Gene Ontology annotation, cellular component: cytoplasm. Gene Ontology annotation, biological process: intracellular signal transduction; protein phosphorylation; microtubule cytoskeleton organization.
CGCCCCCCCCGGUAGCGGGACCGCCCCGGGAACGGGACCCCCGGCAACGGGACCGCCCCUCCCGGUGCCCCCCGGUGCCCCCCGGGCCGGGACCAUGUCCUCGCGCUCCGCCCUGGCGGCGGGGAACGAGCGCAACGCGGACACGCUGGCGGGCCCGGGGGGCAGCGGCCGCCCCGAGAAGGGCGGGGGGUGGUCGGGGCGCGGGGCCGGAGCCCCCCGGGGCCGGAACUCGCUGGGUGCCGAGGAGCCCCCCCACGUGGGCAACUACCGGCUGCUGCGGACCAUCGGCAAGGGCAACUUCGCCAAGGUCAAGCUGGCCCGGCACGUGCUGACCGGCAGAGAGGUCGCCAUUAAAAUCAUUGACAAGACGCAGCUGAACCCCACGAGCCUGCAGAAGCUGUUUCGGGAAGUUCGGAUCAUGAAGGGGCUGAACCACCCCAACAUCGUGAAGCUGUUUGAGGUGAUUGAGACGGAGAAGACGCUGUACCUGGUGAUGGAGUACGCCAGCGCAGGUGAGGUGUUCGAUUACCUGGUGUCCCACGGGAGGAUGAAGGAGAAGGAGGCGCGGGCCAAGUUCCGACAGAUCGUCUCGGCCGUGCACUACUGCCACCAGAAGAACAUCGUGCACAGGGACCUCAAGGCCGAGAACCUGCUGCUGGACGCUGACGCCAACAUCAAGAUCGCAGAUUUCGGGUUCAGCAACGAGUUCUCGCGGGGCUCCAAGCUGGACACGUUCUGCGGGUCCCCCCCCUACGCCGCCCCCGAGCUCUUCCAGGGCAAGAAGUACGACGGCCCCGAGGUGGACAUCUGGAGCCUGGGGGUCAUCCUGUACACGCUGGUCAGCGGCUCGCUGCCCUUCGACGGGCACAACCUCAAGGAGCUGCGGGAGCGGGUCCUGCGGGGCAAGUACCGCGUCCCCUUUUACAUGUCCACGGACUGCGAGAACAUCUUGCGCCGCUUCCUGGUGCUCAACCCCGCCAAGCGCUGCACCCUCGAGCAAAUCAUGAAGGACAAGUGGAUCAACAUCGGCUAUGAGGGGGACGAGCUGACGCCCUACACGGAGCCGCAGGAGGACUUUGGGGACACCAAACGCAUCGAGGUGAUGGUGGGCAUGGGGUACACGAGGGAGGAGAUCAAGGAGGCGCUGAGCACCCACAAGUACAACGAGGUGACGGCCACCUACCUGCUGCUGGGGCGCCGGGGAGAGCCCGAGGGUGGCAGUGGCCUGUCCCUGUCCCUGUCGCGGCCACGGGGCCCGGCCGAGGCCCCCAACGGUGGCACCAAGUCGGGGACAUCGGGGACCCACGGGAAGGGACAGCGUGGGGGCGGCCACCACCGGCAGCGGCGGCACAGCGACUUCUGUGGCCCCGCGCCCACCCCGGCGCCCCCCAAGCGCAGCCCCACCAGCGCCGGCGCCGCGGAGCUGCGGGAGGGGGUCGGGGUCGGGGGGGGCGCGGGGGGCGCGGGGGUGGGGGGGGGGGCCGCCCCUCCCCCCUCCAGCCCCUUGGUCAGCAGCGCCCACAACCCCAACAAGGCCGAGAUCCCCGAGCGGCACCCGGACAGCGCGCCCCACGUGCCCCCCAGCGUGAUGGGCCGCAGGAACACCUACGUGUGCUCCGAGCGCCCGGGGGGCGAGCGGCACCUGCUGCUGCCCAACGGCAAGGACAGCCUGUCCCGGCCGCCGCCGUCCCCCUCCAGCCACUCCCUGGGCGGGGCUCACCUGGCGCACCUGGCCCGGGGCUGCUCCGCCCGCAGCACCUUCCACGGCGGGGGGGGCGGGGGCGGCCGAGACCCCCGCGAGCGCCGGGGAGGGGGCGCGGGAGCCCCCCCCGCCCCCCCGCCUCGCCCCCCCCCCGCGCCCGCCGCCGCCUCCCCCCGGCCCCGGCCCACGGCCACGCUGCUCAGCAAGAUCACCUCCAAACUGACCCGCAGGGUGUCCCUUGACCCCUCCCGGCGCCAGAGCUCCAAUCGCUGCGUGUCGGCCACGCCCGGCCCCGGUGCCACCAAGAUCCGGUCGCAGACGAACCUGCGGGAAUCGGGGGACCUGCGCUCACAAGUUGCCAUCUACCUGGGGAUCAAGCGGAAGCCGCCCCCCCGGCUGCUCCGAGGGGGGGGGGCUGUGACGGGGGGGCUCCACCGCCCCCCGCCCCUCCCCGCCUCCUCCUCCUCGCCGGGACUCCCCCGGGACCCCCCCGGGCCGCCCCUCCCCCGCUGCUGCCGCCGCCUGCACGGGGGGGGCCCCCGGGACCCCCGCGGGACCCCUGGGAGCACCCGGCUGCGGCUGUAGGGACCCCCCGGGACCCCCCGGGACCCUCGGAACCGCACCAGGACCCCCGGAAUUGCACCGGGACCCCCCGGGACCCUUGGAAUUGCACUGGGACCCCCCCCGGGACCAGACCGGGACCCCAGAACUGGACCAGGACCCCCGGAACCGGAUCGGGACCACCAUGGCUGCAGCUCCAGGGACCCCCCCCCAGAAUCUCAGCGGGACCCCCAGAACCUGCUGGGGACCUCUGGAAUCAGACCGAGACCCCCCCGGGACCCUCAGA